This is a messenger RNA of Hemibagrus wyckioides, 3029 nucleotides long. Its product is annotated as transforming growth factor beta-1-induced transcript 1 protein-like. The transcript has 12 exons. Gene Ontology annotation, molecular function: transcription coregulator activity. Gene Ontology annotation, cellular component: Z disc; nucleus. The coding region runs from base 147 to 1586 and encodes 479 amino acids. The record is from RefSeq and is a predicted model, not a curated record. Lineage: Eukaryota; Metazoa; Chordata; Actinopteri; Siluriformes; Bagridae.
CAGCCGCGCGCGCCGUCUGGGAAUAACGAUACAAGCCUGAGGAGUCGCGCGCGAGACGUUAGAAAUAACGGGCAAGUUCACGAGCGCGAGCGUUAAAGCGGAAAUACUGCACAUUAACGCCAUCUGUUUUACUCUAAGCAGUGAAGAUGGAUGAUUUGGGAGAGACUGACUCGUCUAACUACCCUCUCAGCCCCCGUAUUGUCGUGUUUGACGCUCUAUUGGCCGAUCUGGAAAGCUCCGCCUCUCCACUCGCUCGGUGUCCCGUCUUGUUGACUUCUGACCCUCCGGUGACCUCUGAACCAUCACCAAUGUGCAACCAAGACUCCUCUCAGAACCGUCCUCCUCCUCCGGCAUACACACCCCAGCAGACAGUUUCAGCUGCCAUGAAGUCCAACAACACUCAGAACCCAGACAAGCUUUACAGCACGGUGUGUAAGCCCCGUUCUCCGCGCUCUCCUGAUCCUCCUCCUCCUGCCUUCUCCUCCUCGUCCGUGUUGGGUGGAGGCCUGAGUGAACUCGACCACCUGCUGCAGGAGCUCAACGCCACCCAGUUCAACAUCACCGAUGAGAUUCUGGCUCAGUUCCCUACAACUAAAAAGGAGGACAAGGAGAAAGAGAAAUCAGGAAAGCCGGCUCAGUCCACUGGGUCAGUGAAACCCUCCGCCACAUCGGCCACUUUGGAACUGGACAAACUGAUGGCAUCUCUGUCUGAUUUCCGUGUGCAGAGUGUACCGGCAGCUCAGGCCAAUCCUGCGCCUUUGCAGCAACCGGUCCCCCCACCCCCGCCCACGGCGUCCUCCGGCGGAUCGCUGGACAGCAUGCUGGGUCUCCUCCAGUCAGAUCUGAGCAGGCAGGGCGUGUCCACUUCCUCCAAGGGAAACUGCUCCGCCUGCCAGAAACCGAUUGUGGGACAGGUGGUGACGGCGCUGGGGAGGGUCUGGCAUCCCGAACACUUCGUGUGCUCCGAGUGUGAAUGUGAACUGGGAAACCGUAACUUCUUCGAGAAGGACGGGCGUCCGUACUGCGAGCCCGAUUACUUCAGCCUGUACUCGCCUCACUGCGCACACUGCAAUAAACCCAUUCUCAACAAAAUGGUUACUGCGCUGGAUAAGAACUGGCAUCCUGAGUGCUUCUGCUGUGUAAAGUGCAGCCGGACUUUCGGAGAUGAAGGGUUUCAUGACCGUGAGGGACAGCAGUACUGUCAGCAGUGUUUUCUGGCUCUGUUUGCGUCACGCUGUGAAGGCUGCUCUCAGCCCAUCGUGGAGAAUUACAUCUCCGCCCUCAACGCCCUGUGGCACCCGCAGUGCUUCGUCUGCAGGGAGUGUUUUAGCCCUUUUGUGAACGGAAGUUUCUUCGAGCACGAGGGUCAGCCGCUGUGUGAGGCACACUAUCACCAGUCUCGCGGCAGCGUGUGUCAGGCAUGCCAGCAGCCCAUCGUAGGACGCUGCGUCACCGCCAUGGGUGCGAAGUUCCAUCCGCAGCACCUCGUGUGUCAGUUCUGCCUUAAACCUCUGAGCAAAGGUUGCUUCAAGGAGCAGGACAACAAGCCCUACUGCCACCCGUGUUUCCUCAAGCUCUUCGGCUGAAUCUAACCUGGAGGAUGUCCAGUACAUUCACAACAGGAAGCGUUACAGAAUCAGUAUUGUUAUCUUGCAUCUUUUAUCCUUAUUUAAUAAUCAGUAAUGUGCAAAAGAACAAAAACAAGUGCAAUUUUAUAAAGCCGAAUGAUAUAAAAAAAAAAAAGGUUUGUAAAAAUGAGAAAAUGCUCCAAAUUCACUUGAGUGAUACUGAAGUGAAGAAACACGUGAUUAGUAACUAGGACACACCUGUUAGCUUGGUGUACAUGCACACAAUAGUCCAGUGUUGUUCUUAGACAGAAUAAAGCUAUAUACCCACAGAUACUUGGUUAGCAUGUAGGGAUUUUAGCCAGAAAGUCUUUUUUUCAAUAAUUUACCAACACAUCUGAGUGAAAUGUUGAUGUUUCUGACAGUCCUUUAUAUUAAUAGCUAAUGGCUACGUUCCAGCUAGCAUUUCCAGAAAAAUAUCAGUGAAAAUUGCCAUUGUGACCGCUGGACUAUUGAUGUACAUGUAAAUAGAAUUAUAGAGGCUGAAGGACUCUAGGAUUAAACACACACACACAUACAGUGAACAUUCCUAACACGUAGCAUGGCCCAAGCAAGUAAGCAUGUGCCGAUGUUACAUUUUCCAUCAGGCUAACUGCUAACUUUUAUUUUGUGAUCAAAAUCAAUUAUUUAUAUAACUAACUGGACCUGAAGCUUGCCUGAAGUCACCUGUUACCUUCUCAGCUAUGUUUAAAAAUGCAACACUGUGACCUCAUGAGCUAACACCAGUUAGCUGCAAAACUUAAGCUGCAUUCUAUUUUAAUGCCUAGUUUAAGUUUAAGGUUAUCCAGGCUAGGUGUUUCAAAUGGAAAAGUUUCCUCCCAGACGUAACCAGCUAACACCUAACUAACGCUUGGCCUUCUAUCAAGUGAUGUUAACUAGUUCAGCUUUUUGAAUGAAGCUCUGUAGAGAAGAGGACUUAUCGUUUAGCACCGUUUAUCGGCACAUGCUUACAUGACAACCAUGUGAACAGCCAAAGCUUUCAUUUUCUUUCCAUCUUCAAUAAAAUCAGUAACGUAAUCCCUACAUCAGUUACCGACAAUCACCAGCUGUCUUAUUUAGCUUUACAGUAACAAAUAAAUGAUUUCCAAAGAUUUUUUUUUUUUUACUAUUUGGAUUAAAUAGAUAAAUGUUGUUUCGAUUUUUUUUAGUAUUUCAGUUUAAUAUAUUUGCUUUACGCAGCUUAGUCACUGCUAUCGCACAUGUGGUUAUAGGUUUUCAUAUUUUAAGUCUGUCUUUUUUUUUUUUUUUUUUUUACACAUGAUAUACUGCCAAAGAUUUGUUUUAAAAAAAUGUUUACACCCUGUCGUUAUACAGAAUAUUCAUAUUCAGAUAAGCUGUUUUGUUUUCUUGUCUCUGCUGUUCCUGUCACAGAAUGAUGAAGAUAAUAAACACUUUUUCUUUGUA